Calliphora vicina (urban bluebottle blowfly) is the source of this 1767-nucleotide messenger RNA. RefSeq names its product Histone acetyltransferase Tip60 (gene Tip60). The record is from RefSeq and is a predicted model, not a curated record. The transcript is spliced from 6 exons. Gene Ontology annotation, biological process: negative regulation of DNA-templated transcription; positive regulation of transcription by RNA polymerase II. The coding region runs from base 69 to 1613 and encodes 514 amino acids. Gene Ontology annotation, molecular function: histone H4K16 acetyltransferase activity; transcription coregulator activity. NCBI's taxonomy places the organism in Eukaryota, Metazoa, Arthropoda, Insecta, Diptera, Calliphoridae. Gene Ontology annotation, cellular component: chromatin; MSL complex.
AACUUCAUUUAAUAUAGACGUGUUUACGAGAAAAAUAUAUUAAAAAUAUAGACAAAAAGUAUUAAAACAUGAAACAAAAGAUUGACAUCGAUGAAGAUGUAUCCUCUAUAUGUGAAUCAACGGCCUCACUGACAGAAGGAUGCAGACUUUCAGUGCGUAUGCAUAAAACAGACGAUUGGCCCCUGGCAGAAAUCGUUAGUAUAAAGGACCAUGAUGGCAAAAGACAAUUUUAUGUCCAUUAUGUUGAUUUUAACAAGCGCUUGGACGAAUGGGUAACGGAAGAAGAUUUAGAUACACGAAAAGUGCAAUUUCCCCGGCGAGAUGGUACACAAACUGGUGCCAGCACUGGUGUCACCACUCCCAAAAAACAUCUUUCAGUGGCUGGUAGUGUUUCUCGGCCUACUUCGCCCCAACCCUCAGGUGGUGAAAUGGUCAAUGGAAAUGCAGUCCUGGCAGCAGCAUUACAGAAAAAAAUCAAUAGAAAAAGAAAAGUAAAUUCUGUUCCAGUGCCUCUAAAGGAGGAAAUAGUUGUUCCUAAGAAGAAUUGUAAUAUUUUACAGAUUAAUUCUACACCUUUGCCGCUGUCAGCACCACCAGUGGUAGCUGCUACAGUGGCACCCACAGAGUCUUCUCCGGCCACUAUACCAGUGACCACUAAUGAAGAAGGUUCACAGGAUGGUAAAAACGGCACCCCAAGACAAUCAGGUAGUAUGGUCACUAUACAUCAAGACGAUGUAGUGACACGUAUGAAAAAUAUUGAAAUGAUAGAAUUGGGUAAACACCGCAUAAAACCUUGGUAUUUUUCCCCAUAUCCGCAGCAAUUUCAGGAACUGUGCCAAAUGCCGUGCAUUUACAUAUGCGAAUUUUGUUUGAAAUAUCGUAAGAGUCGAAAGUGUCUGGAAAGGCAUUUGGUCAAAUGCAAUCUACGUCACCCGCCUGGAAAUGAAAUUUAUCGCAAGAGUACAAUAUCAUUCUUUGAAAUUGAUGGCCGCAAAAAUAAAGUGUACGCUCAGAAUCUGUGUUUGUUGGCUAAACUUUUUCUGGAUCACAAAACAUUGUACUAUGAUACAGAUCCAUUUUUAUUUUACGUCAUGACGGAAUACGACAACCGAGGCUUUCAUAUAGUGGGCUACUUUUCGAAGGAAAAAGAGAGUACAGAAGACUACAACGUUGCUUGUAUUCUGACCAUGCCUCCCUACCAGCGUAAAGGAUACGGUAAAUUACUUAUAGAAUUCAGUUAUGAGUUAUCCAAAUUUGAAGGUAAAACUGGAUCCCCCGAAAAGCCUUUAUCAGAUUUGGGUCUGCUUUCUUAUCGAUCUUACUGGGCACAAACAAUAUUGGAGAUAUUUAUCAGUCAAAAACCAACAAAUGAUGGCGAAAAGCCAACCAUAACAAUCAAUGAUAUUUGCGAAGUAACUUCCAUCAAAAAGGAAGACGUUAUUUCUACACUGCAGAACCUGAAUCUUAUUAACUAUUACAAGGGACAAUAUAUUGUUUGCAUUAAUCGUGAUACCAUAGAUCAGCACAAAAAGGCCAUGGACAAGCGAAAAAUACGCAUAGAUUCAAAGGCUCUGCACUGGACCCCAAAAGACUGGUCUAAACGAUCCAAGUGAAUUGAAUGUGUAGAAAGAACCUAAUGAUACUUCCCCCCACUGAAAAUAACUUAACAAAUACUAUUAAUAAGAUAAGAAAUAAAUGCACUGCAGGCUGGUGGAAAGAUGUGAGACACGUCCUUUUGCCAGACACUGCAUUUAUAAUAUAAAAUAA